Molecule: messenger RNA, 1088 nt
Organism: Triplophysa rosa
Lineage: Eukaryota; Metazoa; Chordata; Actinopteri; Cypriniformes; Nemacheilidae
Exons: 5
Coding region: 107-856 (249 amino acids)
Cellular component (GO): nucleoplasm
Source: RefSeq, a predicted model, not a curated record
CGCGGGAUUUGGGGGCCUGCCAUGUGGUGUCCGGCGGUGUGCCUAAACUAAAGUAAUUUGUGCGUUAUCGCCAUUAACCUGUAGAAAACGUGUCAGCCUACAAGCAAUGACGAGUAAAAGAACGAAAAAGGGAGCAGCUGUGUCUCAAAAUGCUGAGAAUGUUGCACCAACGGCUACACAUGAGAUGGCCCUUUUAAGACAUCAGUUAGAAGCAGAAAAGGAGAAAGGUGCUUUGAAAGAUGACACUAUUAACCUGUUAAAGGAGGACAAGGCCUAUCUUCAGUCUGAAUUGGCUCGAAAGGACGAAUUUAUCCGGGAACUUAUUUCUAACAAGAAGGAAGAAAUCCCUGGUCCAAGUAGAUAUCUAGAUAUGAACCAUACUCAACAUAAAAGAAAGAAAACCCAGAAACUUGAAAAGUCUGAUGAAUCAGAUGAUGACUCCUCUGUACUGUCAGACUCCUCUGUUGAACUGCCAAACAAGUCCACAGUGCGGAAACACAUGAGGCAAACACUGGUACCCAAAAGUGACCAUGCACGUGUGAGAGUGAAGAACAUCAAAGGCAUUGUGGCAAGGUACAAACUGGCACUAGAGGCUUUCAAAAAGGGGAGCUCAAUGAAAGCUGCCUUUGAGAGCUUGGGACUGGACCGAGCUACCAUCGCCCGUACAGCAGUAGUUGCUGAACUAAAAUUAGCUGCUCCUGAGGCCUUUGACACCAUCGCUCCAUGGAAUGAGCGCGUGGAGAAACUCUCAACAUUUAUUGUAAGAUGUCGUGCCGCAAUCAGCAGUGACAUCAAAGAGAAAAUUUCCAAAAUGAAAAUAGAUGGAGAACUUUUGCCAAUGGCCAAUACUUUCUGAGACAUGUAGUGUGUUAGAGACUUGUUCUCAAUGUUCUUGUUAAUUUCUGGCAUUUCUAUUUCUCAGGAAUUUCUUUUUCAAGCACUUGUAUGAAUGGAAAUUUUGACUUGUUAACAUGUAUUCCUCGUCAGCCAUGUGCAAUGUUGCAUAUACUGUGGUUUGAUGUAAUAUUAAAAAAUAAUGUUGCUGUGUUUUACUAGUAUGCAAAUCGCAACUGUUUGUAUUAAUAAGA